CCCCCGGCAGUGGAGUGCUCGCGUUGGUUUGGCCACAAAAGACCUGGCCGUGGAGUCCUGGCUAAAGGGGUUGGGCAGGGGCUGCGAGGGGCGAGGAGUGCGCGGCUCUUCCCCGCGCGCCCCGCGGAGCCGCGCCUUCUCAGCGGGCCAGUUGCUCUGGCAGGGAGCGGGGGUGGAGGGGAGCCAGGGUUUGUAUCUGCCCAGAGCCAGGCAAAACUGACAGGGAGGGCGAGGCACUCUGCUAACACUAUCAAUUAUGCAUCGUGUUGAACGAGGCUUCGGGGAGGGGGAGGCCAGCAGCCCGCAGGAGGGGAAGGGUCCGAGCGAGCCGGGCACCGCCGUUCCGCCGCCCCGCUGGAGCGCUUUCUGCGCUACCGCUUGCUUUUGGGUUUAAAAAAAAGAAAAAAGUGUUUAAAGGGAAAGACACACCCCUCCAGCUCUCUGCUUUCUUUCUCCCAAAUUCCUCAAAGACGGUUUGUCUCACGUGUUGCGGGGCGUAGAACGACUCGCAUUCAAUUAGCAGCAAAGCUCGCGGGCGCUUGACGGGCCAGGCGCGGAGGCAACAGAUGCCCGGCGCCCCCCGCGGCCGUCCUCGGGGCCGGGAGAAGGGCUCGCAGCCCGAGGUGGCACGCGGCAGGUCAGAGGGCAACAGGAAGUGUGUGUGAGUGCUGUGCGUGGGACAAAGGAUUCCAAAGAAGACAGUCUGUCCCGAACGAAAUCUUUCUGCAUCUCCGUGUCACUGGGUUAAAUGAAGGCAUAGAAGGAAAGGAGCCGUGAUGGGGCCCUUUGGAGCCCUGUGUUUGGCCUGGGCUUUGCUAGGAGUGGCCAGGGCCUGCCCUGAGCCUUGCGCCUGUGUGGACAAGUACGCCCACCAGUUUGCAGACUGUGCCUACAAGGAGCUGCGCGAGGUCCCGGAGGGGCUGCCGGCCAACGUGACCACGCUGAGUCUGUCCGCCAACAAGAUUACGGUGCUGAGACGGGGGGCCUUCGUCAACGUCACGCAGGUCACCUCGCUGUGGCUGGCUCACAGUGAGGUGCGCACCGUAGAGUCGGGGGCCUUGGCAGUGCUCAGUCAGCUCAAGAACCUCGACCUCAGCCACAACCUCAUCUCCAGCUUCCCUUGGAGCGACCUCCGCAACCUGAGCGCGCUGCAGCUGCUGAAGAUGAACCACAACCGCCUGGGCUCGCUGCCCCGGGACGCCCUCGGAGCGCUCCCGGACCUGCGCUCCCUGCGCAUCAACAACAACCGCCUGCGUACGCUGGAGCCCGGCACGUUCGACGCGCUCAGCGCGCUGUCCCACCUGCAGCUCUACCACAACCCCUUCCACUGCAGCUGCGGCCUCGUGUGGCUGCAGGCCUGGGCCGCCAGCACGCGGGUCUCCUUGCCGGAGCCCGAUUCCAUCGCCUGCGCCUCGCCUCCCGAGCUCCAGGGAGUGCCGGUGCACCGCCUGCCCGCCCUGCCCUGCGCGCCGCCCAGCGUGCGCCUGAGCGCCGAGCCGCCGCCCGACGCGCCCGGCGCCCCUCUGCGCGCAGGCUCGGCUUUCCUGCUCCACUGCGCCGCCGAAGGCCACCCCGCCCCCCGCCUGCAAUGGCAACUUCAGAUCCCGGGUGGCACUGUCGUCUUAGAGCCGCCGGUGCUCCGCAGGGAGGAUGACGGAGCAGGCACGGCGGAGGACGGCGAGGCUGCCGGAGACGAGGACCUGCCCACGCAGACUGAGGCGCCGACUCCGGCUCCAGCGCCUGCUUGGCCAGCGCCCCCGGCCACCCCGCGCUUCUUGGCCCUCGCAAACGGCUCCCUGCUGGUGCCUAUCCUGAGUGCCAAGGAGGCGGGCAUCUACACAUGCCGCGCACAUAACGAGCUGGGCACCAACUCCACGUCAGUGCGGGUGACGGUGGCUGCCGCGGGGCCGCCGAAGCACGCUCCUGGAACAGGGGGAGAGCCUGAUGCCCAGGCUCCGACCUCUGAGCGCAAGACCGCCACUAAAGGCCGCAGCAACAGCGUCCUGCCCUCCAAGCCUGAGGGCAAAACCAAAGGCCAAGGCCUGGCUCGGGCCAGCACCCACGGGGAAACCGAGGCGGAGCUGGAGGAGAGCGAUGAGGGCGAGGGCGAGCCGGUGGGGGGCCAGCUCCCCGAGGAGCCGCUGGGGGAGAAGCCCUGCGGCCACGGGGACCCCUCUCGCUACGUCUCCAACCAUGCGUUCAACCAGAGCUCGGAGCUGAAGCCUCACGUCUUCGAGCUGGGCGUCAUCGCGCUGGACGUGGCGGAGCGCGAGGCCCGGGUGCAGCUCACGCCUCUGGCCGCGCGCUGGGGGCCCGGGCCAGACGGCGCGGCCGGAGCGCGGCGGCCCGGGGGGCGGCCCCCGCGCCUGCUCUACCUGUGUCCCGCGGGGGGUGGCGCGGCAGUCCAGUGGUCGCGCGUGGAGGAGGGGGUCAACGCCUACUGGUUUCGCGGCCUGCGGCCGGGCACCAACUACUCCGUGUGCCUGGCACUGGCGGGCGAAGCGUGCCACGUGCAGGUGGUGUUCUCCACAAAGAAAGAGCUGCCGUCCCUGCUAGUUAUCGUGACGGUGAGCGUCUUUCUCCUGGUGCUCGCCACGGUGCCCCUGAUGGGUGCCGCCUGCUGCCACCUGCUGGCCAAGCACCCGGGCAAGCCCUACCGCCUCAUCCUGCGGCCACAGGCCCCCGACCCUAUGGAGAAGCGCAUCGCCGCCGAUUUCGACCCGCGGGCCUCCUACCUGGAGUCUGAGAAAAGCUACCCCGCCCGGGGCGAGGUGGGAGGCGAGGAGCCGGAGGAGGUCCCAGAAGAGGGCCUUGAUGAGGACGCGGAGCCGGGGGACCCGAGAGGGGACCUUCAGAGAGAGGAGAGCCUGGCGGGCUGCUCGCUGGCGGAGUCGCAGUCCAAGGCCAACCACGAGGAGUUCGAGGCUGGCUCCGAGUACAGCGACCGGCUACCCCUGGGGGCCGAAGCCGUCAACAUCGCCCAGGAGAUAAACGGCAACUACAGGCAGACGGCGGGCUGAGCCCAGGCGUGCCUGCCCUCCCCGCCCCGGGCCUCGCAGCCUGGGCCGGCAGGACCCCCCGCGGGACCCGGCCCACCCCAGCCGUCAGCCGCCCUGCCCCCUAGCCCUCUGCAGGCGUCCCUACCAGCAGUGGGCCGAGUUCCGCGUCCCGCUCAGUCCCCCGCUCGCUCGGCGGCCUCGGAUCCCCACCCCCACCCGAAGCACAGGCAGGCUCCUACCUCCUGCAAGACAGCGCGCAGGGGAGGCAGGAGACCGCCCACGCCUUCCGUCCACCGCGAAACCCACGGCGCGCCCACCCCGUGGAGUCUGGGGGCAAGGGGAGCGGCCAGCCGCUGGCCACACGCGCCCGGGGCCCCAGGGCAGGGCCCGCGCCGAGCGCUGUGUCUCCCACUUUGACCCCUCUCUGCCUCUUCAAGGUUGCAUGUGCCAGGAGCCCGCUCAUUUUUGGCCUCAAAGCCCCCUCCCCACGAUGGUCAAGUCCGAGGGGCCCGUCCCUCCACUCCUGCCCCUGCCCCAUUUCUGUCCAGUUAGGCCAGGCUGGGGCCUGGGGCGCCUUUCAGCCCAGCGCACUGAUUUUCUUAUUUUUCGUUGUUUUCAAAGACAGAGACAUUUCUGGGUCUGGUGCUAACACGCCCUUCCCAACUUCCGGGAGAGCGGGUGUGAGCGUGUCGGGUGUGGGAGUCGGAGUCCGUUCUCUUCCGCCUCUCCUCGUUUCCAGCGCCGCAGGACCGCGCGCCCCUUAGCCUCACAGGGCGCAGCCUCGGUCCCCGGCCAGUUUCCAUGUCAGUCUACCGCAGGUGCGGAGGCUGGUGCGAGCCGCGGUGGCUCUGGCGACUCCGCGGGAUGCAGACCCCAGCGGGGCGCGGAGAGCGCACUGUGGCUCCACGGGCGCGGCCCCUCCCGGGAGAGCGGGGCGGGCCCGGCUGUGGCCCCCGCGUGGGCGGUAGACGUCUGUGUCCUGUGAAGUGUGACCGUGUAGUAUAUGGGGGAGGGAGAGCGGGCGGGCAGGUGGGCGAGGAAGGAGGGCGGGGGAGGGCGGGGACGGCCAGGGGGCUGGGCAGGGUCAGAUUGUAGUUGUUUUAGGAAAGCGCCCGGGUAGGGGUCCGGGCGCCCGCCCUGCGCCCUAGCUCUGGGCGAAAUGCAGCACAAGCGUGGGUGACCCCAGGGGGAGUCGACCUCGGGGCCCACGUCCUUUUCUAAACGCUUCUGUACGUGAACUGUCAAUAAAGUCAUCGAUUUGAA
Meriones unguiculatus (Mongolian gerbil) is the source of this 4262-nucleotide messenger RNA. RefSeq names its product immunoglobulin superfamily containing leucine rich repeat 2 (gene Islr2). Lineage: Eukaryota; Metazoa; Chordata; Mammalia; Rodentia; Muridae. Gene Ontology annotation, biological process: positive regulation of axon extension. Gene Ontology annotation, molecular function: protein binding. Bases 777 to 3020 code for a protein of 747 amino acids. The record is from RefSeq and is a predicted model, not a curated record. Gene Ontology annotation, cellular component: cell surface. The transcript has 4 exons.